Molecule: messenger RNA, 2476 nt
Organism: Zingiber officinale
Lineage: Eukaryota; Viridiplantae; Streptophyta; Magnoliopsida; Zingiberales; Zingiberaceae
Product: SUN domain-containing protein 4-like
Exons: 4
Coding region: 741-2363 (540 amino acids)
Biological process (GO): protein folding in endoplasmic reticulum
Cellular component (GO): cytoplasm; membrane
Source: RefSeq, a predicted model, not a curated record
UUUAUUCUUCCCGACAUCCGACGCCUCAAUUCGUGAAUCCUCUAUAAUCUCCAUCCUCCUCGACUCUCCGUCUCCACAGCGCCAGCGGAAACCUCUCGUGAUCCAGGUGAAGUAGACGAUCCGCGUCCACGGCCAGCGUCCUGGUGGGGUUCGACUUCGACAGGACCUUCAUCGAUUGCGACAGCGACGGCGGCUGAGUCAUUGUCAAAUUGGGGCUAGGGGAGAUCUCCGACCAACUUCGUCCCAUGGUGCAUCGAUCCUCAGAUUCUGUUCUUCUAAAGAUGCAGUUCUUUUAAAAGACUUCGCUUUUCUUUCAUUGUUUCCCUGCUUUUUAGUUGUGACUCCAGUUUUUUUUUUAAAACAAAUUUUUAAAAUUAAAAAGAAAAAAAAAUAUUUAUGAUCAACUUGUCAAAAAGUUGAAACCGAUUUACAUUUGACUAUUAAUCAUAUAUUAGUAGUUCAAUUGAUUAAACUAUUCUUUUAUUAAAUUCAUUAUAGCAUUAAAAAAAGGAUAAUUGUAACUAAAUAUAGUAAUUAUUCAAAGAAGUUUUAUUUUAUUGAAAAUUCUCUCCUUUCUUUCUGAUCUGCGAAAAUAAAUCCGAUUCCUGUUCCGAUUUACUCGCGCCAACCGAUGAGCAACCGUUGCUUCACAUCGCCAUUCCGCGGUCUCGGUCUUCUUCCCCUUUUCUUCAUCCAAUCCCUCUCCCUCUCCCUCUCCCUCUCGCUCUCUCUCAGCUCGGAUGAAGAUGAAGAAGACUUCUGACGACGACGCCGUCGAUAGAAGCAGAAGGAAGAGCCUCUAUGAGCUGUCCCUCACCGUUGCCGUACCUCUCUGGUGCAUCAUUUUCGCCCUCCACUCUCGAUUCGGCCACGGCCAUCGCCGUCGAGAUUUCUUGUCCGAUGAUGUCGGAAGCAACUUCGUUUGCAGGAGAACUCCGUUAGAGUUCUAUUUUCUUCCGCCGUUGAACAACACUUACUCUUGUUGUGGAUUGAAAGCUGAUGACGAUCCGCCGACGGAAAUCUUUGGAAUUGAAGAGAACAUCGAGGACGGAAAUAUCUCAGAUCGCAAGAAAGUCGAUCGGCGGGAUCGGGAUCGGGACCGAUAUAUUGGACUGGAUGAAUUCAGGAACCAGGCACUCCAAAGAAAGGAAAGUGAUGCAGACAAGCUGCAUGGCAAAAUUACCCACAGACUUGAACUUGAUGGUUUGGAGUAUAAUUACGCAGCUUCUUCUAAAGGUGCCAAGAUUUUGGACCACAACAAGGAAGCAAAAGGGGUGGCAAACAUAUUGAGCAGGGACAAAGACAUGUACCUCAGAAACCGCUGCUCAACCGUUCCGAAAUUCAUCGUGAUGGAGCUCUCCGAGGAGACCCUCGUCGAUGCCAUUGAGAUUGCUAAUUUGGAGCACUAUUCGUCUAACUUCAAGGAUUUUGAGUUGCUUGGAAGCUUGAGUUACCCCACAGAGACGUGGACACUGCUCGGAACCUUUUUGGCAGAGAAUGUUAAGCAUGCCCAGCGGUUCAUGCUUUCAGAACCUAAGUGGGCAAGAUACAUGAAGCUGAACUUGGUCAGUCACUAUGGUUCAGAGUUCUACUGCACAUUGAGCUACAUUGAGGUUUAUGGUGUGGAUGCAAUAGAGCGGAUGCUCGAAGACCUCAUUGUGGUUUCUGAUGAGCCUGCAGCCAGCUACAAUUCUGUCAAGGUUGAUCCAAAACUCAAUGACAAAGUUGAGGUUGCUCAAGUUAACAAUUCUCGGGUUGAUGAUCCAGUAAAAUUAGACCCUAACAGGUCGAAGAAUGGAGUUUCACAGGAGAGCAUGCAUCAUCCUAAGCAGCCGAGUGGAAGGGUACCGAGUGAUGGCAUUUUGAAGUUUUUGAUGCAGAAGGUGAGAUCAAUGGAGCUCAGUCUUACGAUACUGGAGGAAUAUGUUAAAGAGCUUAACAUAAGGUACAGUGAAGCUCUUCCUGACCUGCAGAAGCAGUACUCUGAAGCUGCACUACUCUUGCAGAAAUUGAACUCAGAGAUUAAGGAACUGAGCCAAUGGAAGGAGGGUGAGGCUAAGGAACUCAAUGAACUUGGGAGCUGGAGGUCCUCAGUUUCAACUGAAAUUGAUGCUUUGGUUCGAGAAAAUGCCUUGUUCAGAGAAGAUCUGGAGAAGAUCAAGAGCAACCAAGAUUUGCUAGAGAGCAAGGAGCUGGCAGUAAUUGUGAUCAGUCUUUUCUUUGCUUGUGUCGCACUGUUUAAGUUAGCUUGGCACCAAAUUAUGGGAUUGUUCAAGCCCUGCAAGUCCCAUAACAGAAGGGAAUACCUGUUAGUAUUUGUAUGCAGCAGCCUAAUAAUGCUCAUAACUUUACUUUACUAUUAAAUUUUCUUAUGUCUUUGUUUAGGUUAUUUAAAGUUACACUAAUGUAGCAUGUCUCAGCUACUGAGAACAGUAAAACAAAACAGUUGAUGAAAGAUAUUUUUGUAGAAAACACA